AUGACAGGAAUCCUUCCAGCCCAAGUUCGCAGAGUGGUCGUGACUGGCUUGGGCCUCAUAACGCCGUUGGGAGUGGGCGUAAAGACAACAUGGGACAACCUUCUUCAAUCAAAAUCGGGAAUAAUUUCCUUGUCGCAUAAGAUUGACCCCAACACAAAAUAUGAGGGAUUCGAUGAUUUACCAUCAACGGUGGCAGGUGUAGUAAAGAAGGGCAAAGAUGGUUAUGAUCCGGGAGAAUGGCUUGAGCCUGGGGACGAGCGAAAGAUGGCUCUGUUCAGCCAAUAUGCUAUUGUUGCUGCAAAGCAAGCUCUAAAGGAUGCAGGAUUAGAAACGAUGACCGACUUUGAAAAGGAGAGAACCGGCGCAUGUAUUGGUUCCGGCAUUGGAAGUCUGGAUGAUACUGUAUCGAAUACGAUAACACUUCUUGAAAAGGGCCAUCGAAAAAUCAGUCCAAUGUUCAUUCCUCGAUUACUCAUCAACAUGGCAGCUGGCCACCUAACAAUGAAAUAUGGGUUUCGAGGACCCAAUCAUACAUGUUCUACAGCCUGCACGACUGGUGCUCACUCUAUAGGUGAUGCAUCGCGGUUUAUUCAAUUCAACGAUGCGGAUGUAAUGAUAGCCGGUGGAACCGAAGCGUGUAUUCAUCCUCUGGCUGUUGCUGGAUUUGCAAAGGCCAAAUCUCUAUGUACAAAAUACAAUGAUAAUCCACCACAAGCCUCCAGACCCUUUGACAGAGACCGGGAUGGAUUUGUCAUUGGUGAAGGAGCAGGUGUAGUAGUACUCGAAGAAUUGGAGCACGCCAAGAAGAGAGGUGCGAGGAUAUAUGCUGAAUUGCGUGGAUAUGGUUUGUCCGGCGAUGCUCAUCAUAUAACAGCCCCACCAGCAGACGGUUAUGGUGCGAUGCUUGCUAUGCAGCGUGCCAUGGAGCACGCGAGAUUGAUGCCCAAACACAUUGAUUAUAUCAAUGCGCACGCGACCUCGACAUCGCUAGGCGAUGCUGCGGAAAAUACUGCAAUACAGCAAAUAUUUGAAGGCAAUGCAAGAGAACUGGCUGUUUCCUCGACUAAAGGAGCAAUUGGGCAUUUAUUAGGAGCAGCGGGCGCCGUUGAGGCUGUGUUCACCAUCCUAGCAGUGCAUAAUAAUAUCGUUCCACCGACACUGAAUCUCAACAACCAAUCGCCCGAAUUCCGUCUUAACUAUGUGCCACACGUACCCCAACAAAAGACUAUUCGAGCAGCUCUGACAAACUCGUUUGGAUUUGGUGGGACGAAUGCAUCGCUGUGUUUCGCCAAACUAGAAGAAGGUUUAGAGAUUGAGCGAUAG
This is a messenger RNA of Paraglomus brasilianum, 1323 nucleotides long. The record is from the annotation of a GenBank genome assembly. NCBI's taxonomy places the organism in Eukaryota, Fungi, Glomeromycota, Glomeromycetes, Paraglomerales, Paraglomeraceae.